Coffea eugenioides is the source of this 2661-nucleotide messenger RNA. Its product is annotated as mitogen-activated protein kinase 20. NCBI's taxonomy places the organism in Eukaryota, Viridiplantae, Streptophyta, Magnoliopsida, Gentianales, Rubiaceae. The record is from RefSeq and is a predicted model, not a curated record. The transcript has 10 exons. Gene Ontology annotation, molecular function: ATP binding; MAP kinase activity. Gene Ontology annotation, biological process: intracellular signal transduction; protein phosphorylation. Gene Ontology annotation, cellular component: nucleus; cytoplasm. Bases 545 to 2416 code for a protein of 623 amino acids.
AUAAAUUCACCUCACCCCUUAAUUUUCGCUCUCUAAAACCCUCUCUGUUUCUCUCUCCUCACCGACAGAUCUCCACCUCCGACCCUUCCUCCUCCUAGGGUUUCUUGAAUUGCUGUGCAUCUUCUUUACGUGAUUGUAUAUAUAAAUCGAUAUAUAUGCAUUGAUGAGGAGGAGUGGUGUUUUCGGAUAGGAAAAUUUGAGUUUUUGAUUAUCUUUGAAUAAUUAUGAGGAUUUUUCUAUGAUUUUGAUUGGUUUAGUUGGCGGCGAGGAGGAAAACGAAUUGAACGGCGUCGUUUUUGGUGGUAGGUUUAGAAAAGUCGGGGAUAUUGGAGGAGAAGACAAGAAGUGUAUGAGGGAAUUGGACAGAAUUGUUGAAUUGAAUAAUAACUCGAAGCGGACUAGGUGGGAUUUGUCGUUUUUGAUUCGUAGCCGUGGCCGCUGGGGCAAAUGUGGCUGAAGUUUUGGACGAAUCUCCAUUGAUUUUGAUCGAAAACCUUGAAAAUUUUUCCUGACUUUUCAGAGGGUUUUGGAUAUUUUGCCCAAAAUGCAGCCUGAUCAUAGAAAAAAAAGCUCAACAGAGAUGGAUUUCUUCUCUGAAUAUGGUGAUGCAAGCAGGUAUAAGAUUCAGGAGGUGAUUGGAAAGGGAAGUUACGGUGUUGUUUGCUCUGCAAUUGACACUCAUACAGGUGAAAAAGUGGCGAUUAAGAAGAUACAUGACAUUUUUGAGCACAUUUCUGAUGCGGCCCGAAUUCUCCGUGAGAUAAAGCUUCUUAGACUUCUUCGUCAUCCGGACAUCGUUGAAAUUAAGCAUAUUAUGCUUCCACCUUCGAGAAGAGAGUUUAAAGAUAUUUAUGUUGUAUUUGAGCUCAUGGAGUCUGAUCUCCACCAGGUUAUCAAGGCUAAUGAUGAUCUGACUCGGGAGCAUUACCAGUUUUUUCUUUACCAGUUGCUUCGUGCUCUGAAAUAUAUUCACACAGCUAAUGUUUAUCAUCGAGAUUUGAAACCCAAAAAUAUACUGGCUAAUGCAAAUUGCAAGCUUAAAAUUUGUGAUUUUGGGCUGGCCAGAGUUGCAUUCAAUGACACACCUACAACAGUGUUUUGGACGGAUUAUGUUGCCACAAGAUGGUAUAGAGCUCCAGAGUUAUGUGGAUCAUUUUUCUCCAAGUAUACACCUGCAAUUGAUAUUUGGAGCAUAGGCUGCAUUUUUGCUGAGGUUUUGACUGGGAAACCACUGUUUCCUGGGAAAAAUGUUGUCCACCAACUGGAUUUGAUGACAGAUCUUCUUGGGACACCAUCUAUGGAUACCAUUUCUAGAGUUCGAAAUGAUAAAGCUAGGAGAUAUCUUACAAGUAUGCGGAAGAAACAGCCUGUGCCUUUUUCACAGAAAUUUCCGAAUGCAGAUCCAUUAGCUCUACGACUAUUAGAAAAGCUGCUUGCUUUUGAUCCAAAGGACCGGCCUACUGCUGAAGAGGCAUUAGCUGAUCCUUACUUCAGGGGACUAGCCAAAGUUGAAAGAGAACCAUCUUGUCUACCUAUUUCAAAGAUGGAGUUUGAAUUUGAGAGGAGGAGGGUUACCAAGGAGGACGUAAGGGAAUUAAUAUUCCGCGAAAUACUAGAAUAUCAUCCUCAGCUGUUGAAAGAUUACAUGAAUGGAAUAGAAAGGACUAAUUUUCUCUAUCCUAGCGCCGUCGAUCAAUUUAGAAAGCAGUUUGCACAUCUAGAAGAAAAUGGUGGUAAAAAUGGUACAGUGAUCCCCUUUGAAAGAAAGCAUGUCUCUCUUCCUAGGUCUACUAUUGUACAUUCGAAUGCAGUUCCUUCUAAAGAACAGUUAAGAGCUCCUACUUUGAAGGACAGGCAAAACGGCGAAGAGCCAUGUUGUAGAAAUCCCAGAGAUUCUGAUGGGCUUCCUGGUAGUCUGUCCAGAACGUUGCAGACACAGCAGAGGAUCCCUCAAGCUAAACCAGGAAAGGCGGUGGGGCCAGUCUUACCAUACGAGAAUGGAAAUGUCAAUAAAGAAGCAUACGAUCCUAGAACAGUUGUCAGAAACCCUGUCCUUCAACCUCCACCACAGGUCAUCCCUUCUGCAUAUUGUUAUCAUGGUAGUGGUACGGUAAAGCAGGAAAAAUCUGUGAUGGAGAAUGAGAGGAACUUGUCUUCACAAGGACGACAAAUGCCUCAAUGUGGCAUGGCUGCAAAAAUGGCCCCUGAUAUAGCAAUAAACAUUGACGGCAACCCAUUUUACAUGACACGCACUCCAGGGACAAAGGUGGACCAAGUUGAUGAUAGGAUCACAAUCGACACAAACUUGUUGCAGGCAAAAGCUCAAUUUAGUGGAAUAGGAGUUGCAGCAGCUGCGAGUGCCGCUGCGAGUAGAAAAGUAGGAACUGUUCAGUUUGGUUUCUCUAGGAUGUAUUAGUGAAAUGUGGUGUAGGUGGGAUGGAGGAGUUGGUAAUAGGGAUGUAUACUGGGGAAGUUGGCCUUUUAUGGGAGGAUGAGAAUCGAGUAUUCGGAACUGGUGGCGCAGUGUACAUAGGGUUCUUCAUGUUUGUCCUCUUUAAAGGUCCAACUUCCUUUGCUGUCAGUAAAUUUUUACGUUUUCGCCUGAUAUAUUAAUAUUAGUGAGACAAUAAACCCAGUUUUGGUUUCCAGGUUUCUCGUUCA